AUGAUAGCAUUCCUCCUGCAGACUCCUCGCGAUGGCCGAUCCUUUUGCUCGCUAUCGUUAGUCAACCGUGAGCGGCAUCACUGUGGCGGUCUGUACAUCGCAAGCGAUGACUACAGCCUCGACGCGUUGCUCGCGAAUCAGACAUACCACAACCGGCAUCCAAAGGUACCGCGAGACUUUGCAGUGCUCCCGAUCACUAUCCUCAUACACCAUGUCGAAGCCACUUUAAGUGAGGUCGAAAGUCUUUCCAAACAGAUGACAUCCACGGAGAAACGUAUCUCUGACGGUGACAUCAAUCUAGAGUCAAAUUCCGACUACAAGUUGCUCAAUCGACUCAACCUCGAGCAUCUACGUCUGCAAAGACGAUCAGACUUCGAGACCGAGCUUGCUGAUAACCUCACCAACUACGUCGACGAAUACCAACGUAUGUGGACCUCACUAUGGGAGGGUGGUACAAGCUAUGUGGACGACAUGCGAGACAAGAUCGCACAACAGAUGCGCUACCACGAUCAGGUCAAACGCGAUCUCGAAUUCAUUCCACGACGAAUCAAAAAUCAGUCUAAAGCGAUAUCGACCUACAUUAUUCAACGAGACAACAAACUCAACAUACAGCUGGCGGAGAGUAACCGUAAGAUCGCCGAAGAGUCGAGGCGCGACAAUCUGCUGAACCUGGAGAUGGCCGCAGCGACGGCGCAGGUCGCAGAAGAGACAAGACAAGACAGCGCGGCCAUGAAGACGAUCGCCGUCCUCACACUGACCUUCCUCCCUGGGACUGCAGUGGCGUCCUUUUUCAGCAUGACCAUGUUCCAGUGGCCUUUCAAACACCAGGAUGACAUAGCUUCGCCGUAUGUGUAUGUCUACUUCGUGAUUACGAUACCACUGACCUUGAUCGUUUAUGCCGCAUGGUUCUGGUGGUUCAGAGUAAGUCAGACUCGGCAUAAAAAGGCUCACGAAGAAGGCGUGACGAAGUUCGAGCGAGAACUCAAGAUGCGCGUACGGAGUGCGACUGGCACAUGGUGA
Messenger RNA from Recurvomyces mirabilis, 1020 nucleotides. RefSeq lists its product as uncharacterized. NCBI's taxonomy places the organism in Eukaryota, Fungi, Ascomycota, Dothideomycetes, Mycosphaerellales, Teratosphaeriaceae. The record is from RefSeq and is a predicted model, not a curated record. Bases 1 to 1020 code for a protein of 339 amino acids. The transcript is spliced from 3 exons.